GGACUACAUUUCCCAGGAGGUAUCGCGACACGCUCCUCCUCGACCUCCCAUGAGUCUCUGGGCUCAGAACUCAGCCUCCGCCUCUGGGGGCGGGGUAACGCCGGACUCCGGGCGUGCUGGAUUACGCACUUCCUCCUGGGGUUCGGAGGCUGAACCCUUGUGUGGCGGGUUCGAGUCCCGCCCCCUGACUCUCGGCUCUAGCCCCUGAGUCUGGGGAGGGGUGCAUUCGGCCGGGUUACCUCUCCUCGCCGAGGGGCGGCGGCACACCUCGGGCUUCACUAUGGAGGACUACCUGCAGGAUUGUCGAGCCGCUCUGCAGGAGUCCAGGCCUCUGCAUGUUGUGCUGGGAAAUGAAGCUUGUGACUUAGACUCCAUGGUGUCUGCUCUUGCCCUGGCUUUUUACCUAACAAAGACAGCGGAAGCAGGAGAAAUCUUUAUUCCAGUUUUAAACAUAAAUCGUUCUGAGCUUCCUCUACGAGGGGACAAUGUCUUCUUCCUCCAGAAGGUCCGUAUUCCAGAGGCUGUGCUGAUUUUCCGGGAUGAGAUCGACCUCCAUGCAUUGCACCAGGCUGGCCAGCUCACCCUUGUCCUUGUUGACCAUCACGUCUUACCCAGAACUGAUGCUGCUCUGGAGGAGGCAGUAGCAGAGGUGCUGGACCAUCGGCCAGUUGAGCAGAAAUACUGUCCUCCCUGUCAUGUUUCAGUUGAGCUGGUGGGGUCCUGUGCUACCCUGGUGGCAGAGAGAAUCCUGCAGGGGGCGCCAGAGAUCUUGGACAGACAAAUUGCCUCCCUACUGCAUGGCACCAUCAUCUUGGACUGUGUCAACAUGGAUGCCAAAAUUGGAAAGGCAACCCUAAAGGACAGCAAGUAUGUAGAGAAGCUGGAGGCCCUCUUCCCAGAUCUUCCUCGGAGAGAGGACAUCUUUGAUUCUCUGCAAAAGGCAAAGUUUGACGUCUCAGGCCUGACCACUGAGCAGAUGCUCAGAAAGGACCAGAAGGCCAUCUACAGACAAGGCACCAAGGUGGCCAUCAGUGCGAUCUACAUGGAUUUGGAGGCCUUUCUGCAGCGACUGGACCUCCUGGAAGAUCUCAGUGCUUUCUGCCAUGAGCACAGCUAUGAUGCCCUGGUUGCAAUGACUAUCUUUUUCAACACUCACAAUGAACCAGUACGGCAAUUAGCUAUUUUCUGCCCCCACUCGGCACUUCGAAUGACAAUCUGUGGGGUCCUGGAACAGUCCACCUCCCCACCCCUGAAGCUGACCCCUAUUCCAAGCAUCUCUCCUGACCUCCAAGCCUAUCUUCAAGGCAACACCCAGGUCUCUCGGAAGAAACUUCUGCCUGUGCUCCAGGAAGCCCUGUCAGCAUAUUUUGGCUCAACAAAGAUGCCUUCAGGGCAGCCUGGGGUAGUGGGUGUGUCCAGGGAGCAGGUGGACAAGGAAUUGGACAGGGCAGGUAACUCCCUGAUUUCCGGACUGAGUCAAGAUGAAGAGGACCCUCCGCUGCCCCCCACGCCCAUGAACAGCUUGGUGGAUGAGUGCCCUCUGGAUCAGGGGCUACCUAAGCUUUCAGCCGAGGCUGUCUUUGAGAAGUGCAGUCAGAUCUCACUGUCCCAGGCUGCCGGAGCCUGCCCAUCAAAUAAGUGACCGUGGGGUGGGAGUGUGGAGGGGGUGAGCGCCCGCCUCAGGUGCAUGUUGUGAGAUGUUGACCACUUCAGCUACCCUGUCUAUUGCUCCAGGGUCUGGUACACUGUUCUCAUAAAACUGGGAGGAAAGAAAGCAGCUGCUGUAAGAAUGGCUUUCUGCCUCUCCUAUCCGGUCUCUACCAGUCAGACGAGUUUUAUUUAAUGCACUGAUUUUCCUUACUCUGUUUGCCAUGGGUACGGUGUGAUGUCACUGUCCUCAGGACUGAAGGAAUGUUGGCCACAUCUACGUGUCUUCCGAAGACUGUGAGCAGAGCCAGUAUCUGUCAUGAAACCAAUUAACUACUUGUCUCCAUGAAUUCACCAUUUCAUUUUUUAAAAGUUCUUUUUGAGACAGAGACCCAUGUAGCCCAGGCUAGCCUGUAUGUGUCUUAGGCUAGCCCUCAACUCCUAAUCUUCCUGAGUGAUGAAAGUAUAGUCAUGUAUUAGCAUGUCUGGCUAACCUCUUGUCUUGAACACAGGACUGGAUUUCCUAUUUCUUUGGCUCCUUCUGUCCUAAAGUCACAGGAAGACUGAAGAGACCCUGAGGAUCUGAGGUUCUUGGGUUCAAGCAGCACCCAGAACAGCUGUAGUACCUCAUAGCAUUUUUUGCCCGAGGGCAGAACUUGAUUGGGCCAUGGACAUCCCCUGCCUCAGUGGGUCUGGCAGGUUCUUGUCUUUACUGGUUUUGCUCAUGCUAAAGAAAGCAUAAUGUCUUCUGGUGAGCCGUUUCAAUGUUCUAGGUCUCAUUUCCCAUGUGUAAAUGAGCGUUAGGAGUAGAUGUUCCCUGGUAUUCUGUGACCUGCCUCUUCCUGUCAUCCUUUCUCUCCUCUGCUUCUUUGUAUCUUUCCUUUGGUCUUCCCUGGGAGUGCUCAGGGUCACUGGAUUGUGUGUGUUUAUGUGUGAUUGUACCAAGGGACUUAGCCUCAUGUAGCAUGUACAGGGAUAUACAGUGACCCAGCAGCGAGCGCUUUCCCAGUGACUUGUCUGCAUGUGUAGUCUCUCCCUUUCCCCGUUCUUACCCCAUAUAAGCUGGAAACAUUAUCGACAGACUGUAGGGUGUGUGGUGGUUUGGGCAGUCUGACUUCACUUUAGGGUAGCUGUUGGGAAAGUGAAAUUUGGUGCCAUCACUGAACCAAAGGGAUUGUGUCCUGUAACUUUGGUACUUGGUUUUGCAUUUUUGUUUUGUAUUAAAUACUUUAUUCCUGUUUGA
Messenger RNA from Mesocricetus auratus (golden hamster), 2890 nucleotides. It is a transcript of the gene Prune1, whose product is annotated as prune exopolyphosphatase 1. The coding region runs from base 281 to 1642 and encodes 453 amino acids. The transcript has 8 exons. The record is from RefSeq and is a predicted model, not a curated record. Gene Ontology annotation, molecular function: exopolyphosphatase activity. NCBI's taxonomy places the organism in Eukaryota, Metazoa, Chordata, Mammalia, Rodentia, Cricetidae. Gene Ontology annotation, cellular component: cytoplasm.